Molecule: messenger RNA, 2131 nt
Organism: Cydia fagiglandana
Lineage: Eukaryota; Metazoa; Arthropoda; Insecta; Lepidoptera; Tortricidae
Product: ATP-binding cassette subfamily G member 4-like
Exons: 10
Coding region: 170-2032 (620 amino acids)
Biological process (GO): transmembrane transport
Cellular component (GO): membrane
Molecular function (GO): ATP hydrolysis activity; ATP binding; ABC-type transporter activity
Source: RefSeq, a predicted model, not a curated record
GCGCGCGCGGCGCGCCACAGUGUAGCGACCCACCUUGCAUCGCCUGGGCGUCAUGCGCGCAGCUGGCGCAGCCUCGUGUCCUUUGUUUGUAUCGAUCACGAUUCUUUGUGUUCAAACUAUGGAAAUGAAUGUGUAGUUCUGUGUCUAUAUAGUGAACAAAUCCUGCAUCAUGGCUUGUGAGUCCAUAUCCUUGGAGACUACUUCCACGUCUCUGACGGAUGACUCCUCGCUUAACAUUUCAUUUGAAAACCUUAAUUACGCGGUCCGACAAGGCAUUUUCAACAGAGGACGCAAGGCGAUCCUGAACGAUCUCAGCGGAACCUUCAACUCCGGCGAGCUGACCGUGAUCGUGGGCCAGUCUGGCGCCGGCAAGAGUACACUCAUGGACAUCCUAGCUGGAUACAGAAACGAGACGCAAGGCAAGAUUUACGUAAAUGGAAGGAUCCGCAAAAUCAAAUGGUUUCGGAGAAGAUCGUGCUAUAUCCUGCAAGAUGAUAAAGUACAAGACAUGCUGACCAUCGAAGAAUCCCUCACCAUUGCAGCUGAGCUCAAACUAGGAAACCAUAUUAGUAAAGAACAAAAAACUAGGCGAAUAAGAGAGAUCAUAACUGCCCUGGGCCUACGCGAGGUCCGGGACACGAGAGCAGCCCUGCUCUCAGGCGGGCAGAGGAAGCGCCUAGCCAUAGGCUUGGAGCUGAUAUGCGACCCGCCUGUCAUGUUCCUGGACGAACCUACUAGCGGGCUAGACAGUUCAACAUCAAAGCAGAUGGUGUAUAUGCUGCAAAUGCUGGCGCACCAGGGCCGCACAGUCGUGGUGACCAUGCAUCAGCCAUCAGCCGGUCUGCUGCAAAUGGUGGACCGUCUGUACGCGGUGGUGGCUGGACAAUGCGCGUAUAUGGGCUCAGUAGAUAACCUAAUCCCCUUCUUCGAAAACCUUCAUUUGAACUGCCCGAAAUUUCAUAAUCCUGUAGAUUUUCUUAUAGAAAUAUGUGGAGAGCAGCCAGAAAAACUAGUUAAUUAUAUGCAAAAUGGACAAGACAUGCAGUGGCUUCAUAAUAUAUCUAAUGAAAGUAAUGAUAAAUUAUUAGAAAUAUUUAAAACAGAUUUAUAUGAGAAAGUGUUUCUAACGGCACUACCACCUCCAAAAGAGGACCCGACGAGUAAGAUCCUACUAGCACUGAAAAGUACGUACAGUACGUCGACGUGGAAACAAUUUACCACAUUGACCCGAAGAGCAUUACUAUGUGCGUGGCGAGACCCCCACUUCACGCUGAUAAUGACGGGCAUCCACUGCGCCAUGGCGCUAUUCGUCGGCGUGCUCUUCUUCAACAUCGGCGAGGACGCCAAGCACACCAUCGACAACUACAACUUCCUCUCCUACAGCGUCAUGUUCGUCAUGUUCACCGCAUUCAGCGCCGUCUCUAUAAGAUUUCCGCUACAAUUUCCAAUGGUGAAGCGUGAGCACUUCAAUCGCUGGUACACCCCGGGCGCCUACUACGCGUCCACACUUUUGGCCGCCUUGCCCGCGCAGACGGUGUGUACGCUGUGCUACUCCUGCAUAGCUUACUGGCUCACGGGCCAGCCGCCAGAAAUCAUUCGCUUCGGAAGCUUCUGCGUCAUUUUACUGAUGGUUUCUUACACGGCUCUCUGUGUAGGGCUGCUCAAUGGGUCUCUGUUUGAUAUUAAGCACGCCAUGAUCUUCGGGCCGCUCUUCGUAAUGCCAUUCACGGUAUUCUCUGGCUUCUUCCUGCACCUGCCCGACUCGCCGGCCUUCUUCCGUUGGCUGUUCCACGUGUCCUUCUUGAAGCACGGCCUGGUCGGCCUCUGCCUCACCAUUUUCGGCAUGGGCCGACCGCGCCUUCCAUGCUCAGACCUUUAUUGCCAUUACGCAUACCCCCGCUUCCUACUCAAGGAGGUCGGCAUGUUGAAUGAACAAUAUUCCGUUGUUAUCUUAGCUUUUGCCGCUAUAGUGUCCGUAGUUAUUCUGUGUACAUAUAUUUCAUUAAAAAUCAGACUCAAGUGUAAGUGGUAAAGUAUUAUAUUAGGUUUAAUGGAGAUUUUGGGUUGAUGAGCGUUGCCAUGUUGUAUCAAGUUUAAUUUAAAUUAACAGCAAGUAAACUUAGUUAGGUAA